AUGAACGGACUAUUAAGAUUAAUUCGAAUCAUCAAAUUGUAUUACAUCAUUGUAUGUUAUCAACUAAUUGAAUUAAAUCAUAUUGUUGAAACUAUAUUUCUACCUUCUUCUUCUUCUUCUUCUUCUUCUUCUUCUUCUUCUUCUACGUCAUCAUCUCCAUUUAUUGUUUAUAAUCUUUCUGGUAUACCUGGACAAGGAUAUUAUAUGACAGUUUAUAUUGGUAAACCAAAUCAAAAAAUACACUUACUUGUUGAUACUGGUAGUAGUAACUUAGCAAUUGCUGGUAGAAAUUUAACAAAUGUUGACAAUUGGUUCGAAUCUACCAAAUCAUCUACAUUAAGAUGUAGUGACCAUUUAAUUCAACAUGUACAUUAUUUGAAAGGUUAUUGGUCUGGUGUUUAUUGUCAAGAUGAAUUUGAUUUUACAAAUAGACAAGAUACAACAAUGAUCAAUCGUUAUCCAAUGAAUAAUAAUAAUAAUAAUAAUAGAAUUCAUAUGUCAUUUAGUUUAAUUUUUAAUUCAACUAAAGUAUUUCUAUCACAUACUAAUAUUACAUGGUAUGGAAUUAUUGGAUUAGGAUUUAAUUCAAUUUAUAUUAAACCAAAAUCAAUAAAACAUCAUAAGAAUGAUCAAAUCAAUUUAUUGAUUGAUUGGAAAAAUCAAUUUAUGAAUCAAAUUAUAAAUAAUAAAAAUCAAUUCACUUAUUUAGAUCAAUUAAAUUCUAUAUGGAAUAUUCAUAAACAAUUUGGAUUAUUAUUAUGUGGAACUACUAUGUUCAACGAUCCAGAUAUGAAUUCACGAAAGAUGUCAGGCAAACUAAUCAUUGGUCGAACAGAUUUAAAUCUCCUCUGGCCGUUUACUUAUAUUACUAGUAAUAUGUCAUCACCGAGAAUUCCAAGCUUUAACCUAUCAACAGUUUAUUACACACCUAUUCGAAAAGCAUGGUAUUAUGAAAUAAUUCUGACCAAUCUUUUGAUUAAUGAAUAUAGUAUAGUAGACAAUUGUAAAGAGUUAAAUUUACAUAAAACAAUUAUUGAUAGUGGAACAACGAAUAUUUAUUUACCAAUGAAAAUUUUUCAACAAUUCAUUAAUAUUCUAUUCAUGAAAUAUAUAAUCACUAAUAAAAAUUAUAUAAAUAUAAUGAAUAAGAAAUUAUUUUGGCUUGGUAACAAUGCUUAUUGUUUACCUAUCCAUAAUAAUAACAAUCAUAAUCAUAAUACUAAUCAUAAUGGUAAUCAUAAUGGUGAUCAUAAUAAUGAAAUAUUACAAAAAUUUUAUCAAUUAUUUCCAAUGAUUGAAUUUCAAUUAAUAUCAAGUAUAAAUAUAAAUAAUCAAGUAGUAUCUUUACUACUAUCACCUCAGCAAUAUGUUAGGUAUCUUGGUCGAAUAAACCAAAAUAACCAAAGUAGAGAUUGUUUUGCUUUUGCUAUACAACCAACUCAUAGAAAUACAAUAUUGGGUUCAGUAUUUCUCGAAGCAUACUAUACUAUAUUUGAUCAAGAAAAUAUGCGGAUUGGAUUUACUAAUUCCCCAUGCAAUUCAUAUACAAAUAAUCCAAGUCAAUCUAUAUCUAAAGUGAAUGGAUUAAAACAAUGGAAUACAACAUAUAAAUUUAUUUUAUUCACAAAAACUUAUCAUAAAUCUAUCAAUAUUCAUAAUUAUUUAUCACCAUUAGAUUGUGCUGUUUAUAGACCAACAAAAUCUAUACAAUUAUUAUAUUUCAAAAAAUUAUAUUCUAGAAUAUUCUGGUUAUCUUCAUUAGUCAAUUUUAUCUUAAUUCCUUUAUUUAUUUUAUUAAAAGUCAAAUAUAUUUAUUAA
Molecule: messenger RNA, 1818 nt
Organism: Schistosoma curassoni
Lineage: Eukaryota; Metazoa; Platyhelminthes; Trematoda; Strigeidida; Schistosomatidae
Source: the annotation of a GenBank genome assembly